This is a messenger RNA of Vicia faba (fava bean), 336 nucleotides long. The record is from the annotation of a GenBank genome assembly. NCBI's taxonomy places the organism in Eukaryota, Viridiplantae, Streptophyta, Magnoliopsida, Fabales, Fabaceae.
AUGAUGCUUAAUAACAUCAUUAAACAAUCUUCUUCUCAUCAUGAAUCUCAUUUUCAAGAACGACAUACAACGUUUCUUGAACUAUGUUUUCUUUGUAGGAAAAGGUUGUUACCAGGAAAAGACAUCUAUAUGUACAAAGGAGAUAAAGCUUUCUGUAGUGUGGAAUGUAGAUGCAAGCAGAUUUUCAUGGAUGAGGAAGAAACAGAAAGCAACAAUAUUCAGAAUGAGAACUGUUACUUUGCUGCAAUAUCUUCAUCUUCUUCAUCUUCUUCUACUUCAGAAGGUUCUUAUCAUAAAAAAGGAAGAAGGAACCAAAACGGUGGUUUUGCUUAUUGA